AUGGUUUAUCGUCCCAUGUUUAACGCUGAAAAGCUCAUGGCCCGGAGGAAGAUGUAUCCACACUCUCCCUUCAUCAACGGGCCUCUGUCCAUGAACAUCACCCAACCUUUGUCGAGAGCAUCGACCGUUGCCGAGCUCACAAUACAGAGACUGUUCCAUGAACAGGGCAUGCAUCACGGUGGCAAUGGCUUCCCAAAAUUGCCUCGUUUACCUAGUAUUCCUGGUAUUCCUCGGCCCAAGAGGACCGUGUUUUAUUACUCUACAUGGUCCAACAGGAGCAAACGCUUCGUCCCCAAUUUACGGAUCUCCAGGCGCCAGUUUUCCUCGGCGCCGCUGAAGAUCAAGCAUGGCACACGCAGCCUCAAGUGUGGUAUCCAGAGAAGAUUCUUUUCGAGUGAGGCUCGCAAGAAGAGAAGAGAGAAGAGGCGUUUUGUGCGUUGGUGGACAUUGACUUCCUUGGUGAUUGUCUUGGGUGGUGUCGCCGCCAAAAUAAGGUAUGAGCGUUACCUUGAUGAGGACUACGAUGAAGACGACUACCUCCCCUUCGGAGACCACACUGUGAAGCCUUCUUCCUGGUCAUUGUAUGCCUACUCCACGUUACCUUUGAAGACCAUGUCGAGAUUGUGGGGCCAGUUCAAUUCCAUAAACUUGCCAGUGUGGAUGAGAAAGCCUUCCUACACGCUUUACUCCCGUUUGUUUGGCGUGAACAUGGAUGAGAUGGACGAGCCUGAUUUGACGACCUACAAGAAUUUGUCCGAAUUCUUUUACCGUAGGUUGAAACCUGGUGUCCGGCCUUUGGCAGACACCGAUCUCGUCUCACCUUCUGACGGUAAAAUUCUCAAGUUCGGAGUGAUUCAGGACGGUGAAAUUGAACAGGUAAAGGGAAUGACAUACUCUGUGGAUGCCUUGCUCGGUUUGAACACAAAGCGUUUAGCCGCUCCAACACACUCUUUAGAGUUUGAUCGCAAGGAGGAGCACGAGGCGCUUGUGAAACGUCAUGAAGAAUUCGCCAGGUUGAAUGGCAUUUCAUAUUCUUUAGAUGACAUCGUGGGGGGAGAGAACGAAAAUACUCAUCACAUCAAUGAUUUGGAGUACAAAGACGAGGGUGACCAGACUGCCUCAGACAGGAAGCCAUCAAUCGGCAAAGAUCUUUCAGUAGCCCAGAACUUGACACCAACUCCGCUUGAAAGACUUGGCCAAAGCUCUCACAAAAACCUCUAUUUCGCAGUCAUAUAUCUAGCUCCGGGUGACUACCAUCGUUACCAUUCGCCUACAAAUUGGGUCACUACCUUGAGACGUCACUUUAUCGGUGAACUCUUCUCCGUGGCUCCAUUCUUCCAAAAGACCUUGCCGGGUUUAUUCGUGCUCAAUGAAAGAGUAGCUCUCUUAGGUUACUGGAAGCACGGCUUCUUUUCAAUGAUUCCUGUUGGAGCCACCAACGUUGGAAGUAUUGUAGUAAACUUUGACAAAGAUUUGAAGACUAAUGAUGUGUACGAGCACGAGGUGUAUCUGAGAAGUUCAAGAUCCUCAUCGCCCAGCGAGACGACGGCUCUACUUGAAGAAGGUAAAAGUAUUUCGGUGAGGUCCACGGAAAAUACAGUCUCUAAGCCCAAAAAGUUGAAGAAGAACACCGUCUAUGAGGCAACAUACACUAACGCUUCCACACUUCUCGGCGGUUUCCCCUUAAGAAAAGGCGAAGAGGUGGGUGGAUUCAAGUUGGGAUCCACGGUGGUGUUGGUUUUCGAGGCCCCUGAUAACUUCCAUUUCGAUCUUCAGGUUGGUCAGAAGAUAAAAAUGGGUGAGUCUCUUGGCAGAUUCAAGUAG
Messenger RNA from Candidozyma auris, 1824 nucleotides. It is a transcript of the gene PSD1, whose product is annotated as phosphatidylserine decarboxylase 1. The coding region runs from base 1 to 1824 and encodes 607 amino acids. NCBI's taxonomy places the organism in Eukaryota, Fungi, Ascomycota, Pichiomycetes, Serinales, Metschnikowiaceae. Gene Ontology annotation, cellular component: mitochondrion. Gene Ontology annotation, molecular function: phosphatidylserine decarboxylase activity. The record is from RefSeq and is a predicted model, not a curated record. Gene Ontology annotation, biological process: phosphatidylethanolamine biosynthetic process. The transcript has a single exon.